Molecule: messenger RNA, 1938 nt
Organism: Aspergillus udagawae
Lineage: Eukaryota; Fungi; Ascomycota; Eurotiomycetes; Eurotiales; Aspergillaceae
Exons: 1
Coding region: 1-1938 (645 amino acids)
Source: RefSeq, a predicted model, not a curated record
AUGUCGGUUCCACCUUCCAACCCGAACCCAUCAUUUGGAUUCCCAACGCUCCCGGGUUCGCUUCGGAAGAGGCGAUCCCUUUUACGGGAAUCGGAAGACAGUGAUGGCACGAUGGGGAUUGAACAAUACCUCAUGAGCUGUGACCCUUAUCGUUCAACAAAUUUGCCCAACUUCUGGCCGUAUCCAUUGAUGUUGACCGAGUCCAGAGAGCUUCAAGAGACUCUUCGACCAGUUAAAUACGGUAUAAGCGCCAUCCUAAAAGCACACGGAUUCGCUGAACGCGUCCCAUUCCUGCCGUAUGUCGCGCAAAAGCCUCAUUACCCGGGAGGCGACACACCAGUCAAUCUGCUCCGCGUGAUACUACUGGCUGCUGAUGAUCACCCAAGACGCUUCGGCCCAGCGAAGGAUGACCUCACACGCCUUCUCAAUGAAAGGGGCAUUACGGACAUGUUCGUUGAGAUUGUCAAUAUUGAUCUGUGCUUUCAACCAUCUCUGUUCCCGAUGCCGCCUGACCAUGGCCUAGUGGUCGGCUUUGAAGAAGGGAAGCAAAGUAUUCUCGAUCUCCUUCAAUCAACACUUGGGAACAACUGGAGACUGCUCUGCCCGUUCAACGUCGGGCGGGUGGAGGCAGAGGCCGGCCCAGGGGUUGUAAUCAUCGUGGAUCCCCUCACGCGUGCCAAUUGGUCUGUUUUGGACACGGAGAUCAAAUCAUUACUUGCAAGACACUGUCAGCUCCAAACCAUCGAGGUAGAGUUUCUCCCCGGAGACCUCAAGUUCCUUAAUGGAACGUCCUUUGCCGGCAGGGCGGACGGGCCAGCCAUGGGGUCCUCCGUUGGUAUUCAUGGAGAUACUAAUUCGGGGACACUUGGUGGGUACGUGACCCUCACGAAGGGCGGCGAGGUCUUGAAAGGCUUCCUAACCAAUUACCAUGUCGUCAGUCCCUUAGGCCCCAAGUCAGGCCCCCCCGACAAGUGUCUCGCUGACUCGGGUCGUUUUGGAAGUUCGUGGAUGCGCCAAACAGAAAUGAAUCAGUUCGAGAUGGAGAGUUUCUCUCGUCAGGACACACAAGCCACCUUAUCCGAUCUCGACACUAAAAUAAGUGCCACGAACGAGCAGAUCGAGAGGUUGUCUGAAAGAAUACGCGAGCGAGAAGAAAUGGGCGGCGGAUCUGCGACAAAGCUUCGAGACCGGUUAAACAACUUCCAGUCAAUAGUCUCCGGCUACCGUCGCGAACACCAGAAUGUCACUAGCAUGCCCCAUCUUAUGGGAAGGGUGACGGCCACCUCCGGGAAGGCUAUAUUGGGCAAGAGAAUUAGUGACUGGGCGUUUGUCCAGAUGAACGAUGCCGCCAUCGAGAAGUUCUUCCGACCUAACCACAUGUUCCCUGUUCGGGAAGACCAGCAACCAGGCCGAUACAAAGCUGGGGAAAGCCUUGCGCCGUCUGCGGGCGAGACUCUAACAGACUUCGGCCCGCUCGUGGAAGGCGAUGUAUACUUCAAGAUGGGGCGCACGACGGGAGUCACUACAGGCGUUUGCCAUGGCACGCGGGCAAUCUGUCACUGGAAAGACAGCAUAAGAUACGACCUUAUUGGUAACGAGAAUGGCCUGUCAGUAACUACGACUGAGGAAUAUAUCAUUGUGAGUAAGAGACUAGACAGCGCUGAACACACGCAAGCCUCAUUUGCUGAGGAUGGUGAUUCUGGAUCAAUUGUUAUCGAUACAGACGGAAAUGUCUGUGGACUUGUCUAUGCUGGCUUCAGUGGCAAAUGCGGACCCCCCGGUAAUGAACAUUCCUAUGUUAACGCCGGCCUCGUGACACCCAUCACCGAAGUGGCACAGUCAGUGAAGCUUCUGACAGUGCGCAAGGACAAGGAUAACAAGAUCAUCAGCGCACCAGCCGAGCUCGGACUCCCUCAACCCUCUGAAUCACAGUCUUGA